Loa loa (African eye worm) is the source of this 183-nucleotide messenger RNA. RefSeq lists its product as hypothetical. The transcript is spliced from 2 exons. Bases 1 to 183 code for a protein of 60 amino acids. Lineage: Eukaryota; Metazoa; Nematoda; Chromadorea; Rhabditida; Onchocercidae. The record is from RefSeq and is a predicted model, not a curated record.
AUGGGAACUGUGGAAGAGAAAUUACGUCAGUCAUCCGUAAAAUCAGGUUUUGAACUUCGUGCAUUAAGGUGGAGUGACAAUUAUCGUGGCUAUUUGGAAUUGCUGUCACAGAUUGCUGAGACGAUUGAUAUAACAUCGGAUAUGUCGGAAGUCGAAGGGGAACAGUUCAUGCCUUUUUUUUGA